Messenger RNA from Hyalella azteca, 695 nucleotides. RefSeq names its product modifier of protein aggregation 4. The transcript has 3 exons. NCBI's taxonomy places the organism in Eukaryota, Metazoa, Arthropoda, Malacostraca, Amphipoda, Hyalellidae. Gene Ontology annotation, cellular component: cytosol. Bases 127 to 321 code for a protein of 64 amino acids. The record is from RefSeq and is a predicted model, not a curated record.
UAAUACUACUUCCUACUUCUUUCUUCAUCUCUUGAAUCUCAGUGUAAAAGAAACAAGCGAUAGUGAAGGUGUGUACGCCUAAUUUGAGGCCGUAAGGCGCUCGACUUGCUCCUAAUAAUCGAUAGAAUGGCACGUGGGAACCAAAGAGAGCUGGCUAGGGCCAAGAACGCCAAAAAGCAAACUGACAAUGUCAAGAAGAAAGCAGCUGCUGAAAAGGAAGGCAACAAAGGAAUGACUCUUGAACAACGCAAGGCCAGAGAUGCCGAGGUGAUGCGUCUUAAGCAACUCAAAGCCAAGGAGAAGGAAUCCGGUUCAUCUUGAAUUACUCCCUCCAUUAUUCAUGUUUCUUAACGUAGCUGUCUUUCUUAUUAAUGAGAAAAUUCGAAAGUGAAUCAUUUUAGUUAAAUGACUCUCUCUUGAGUAUUUACCUGUGUCACAUGUUAUUGCAUAUAUCAUGACGAAUACCUAUCCUAGUAUUUGUUCCUGUGCUGAUGAAAUACAACAGUUCCACUUUACAUGUGGAUUUUUAACUAACCACAUUCAUUCGCUCCAUGUUUACGGAAACAGCGUUCGUAUUUCUCAGCCAAUAUAAUCAGCUUUUCAUGUAUCCAGUUUUAUGUAACGUGGUUUCUAACCCUAGUUUCUAAUAAUCAAGCUUCCUUAAAGUCUGGGUAAUAAAUGGCAAUCACGAUUGA